CGUAACAGCACUAUGUAGAGCUAUGGUUCAUUUUCAUUUCUCUACUGUAAGAGUUUGGCAGACAAAUUUAUUCGAUUAAAAAUUAUAUAUUGUAAAAGAAAUAGGUAAAUAUCAUGCGAAAGUGUAGUUUCAUUACUAAGGCAGAAUUAUAACAAGGAUGCUAUAGUAAAAUGAAGAUAAAAAUUAUAUGCCGUCAGACUACUCAAAGUUUUUUUAAUUUAUUUUGAUUUGGUCGAAAAAACAAAAAGGAUAAGUAAUUCACAACUUGAAAAUAGAUUUAGUUGAUCCAAGUCUAAAAUGGUUUCUGAGCAAAGUAAAUCAAUAAAAUCUAAUGACUCAUAUCUUUGUCUACUUUGCAAUAAAAGAUUUGCACAAAAAAGUACUUAUCAAAAUCAUUCACAUAUCCACGAAAAGCAACAAACCUCUUUUCUUAUUUGUAACAUAUGUAAUAAGUUAUUCUCUGUUCCAGCACGAUUAACGAGACAUUACCGAACACAUACUGGAGAAAAACCUUACCAAUGUGAAUAUUGUACCAAAUCAUUUUCUGUUAAAGAGAAUUUAAGUGUUCAUCGCAGAAUUCAUACGAAAGAACGACCGUAUAGAUGUGAUGUGUGUCAUAGUAGUUUCGAACACAGCGGAAAAUUACACCGACAUAUGAGAAUACAUACUGGUGAAAGACCACAUCGAUGUUCUAUUUGUGAUAAAACAUUCAUUCAAAGUGGACAACUUGUUAUUCAUAUGCGUACACAUACAGGUGAAAAACCAUACCUUUGUAAAUCGUGUGGAAAAGGAUUCACCUGUUCAAAACAGUUGAAAGUGCACUCUCGUACUCACACUGGUGAAAAACCUUAUAGCUGUAAUAUUUGUGGUAAAUCCUUUGGUUAUAAUCAUGUUUUAAAACUACAUCAGGUAGCUCACUACGGAGAAAAAUUUUACAAGUGUAUUCUUUGCCAAAAAACAUUUAAUUCAAAAAAAUUAAUGGAAGUACACAUGAAAUCACCAACAAAUUGUAAAAUGUACGAAAUUACAAAAUUGAGCACAAAAACGUCCCAAAAUAUAAGUUUGAUGGAUCAAAUUAUGCCAUAUAAUAUCAGUCAUUCAAAAUUAACGAUUGAAGAAAUAAAUCUUCGGAAACAACAUGAAUUUAUAGAUCUCCAAGAAAAAUGUAUUUCAACCCAAGUUACUAAUUCAAACAAAAUGUUGGAACAGUUGAUUCACCAUCAACCUUAUCAAAAUUCCCCGACACAUUUUAUCAGAGCGUCGAAUAAAAGUAUAGUAACAGAAAAUAACAUUCCAAGUGAAAUAAAAGAAUCUCAAUCAUUCUCACUUUAUUACCGUCAUUCACCGAUUGAUUUGGAUAAAAUUAAUUUACGUGUACAGGGAUUAAAACAGUAUACAUUUUUAACACCAGUCAUUUCGUCGACUUUUCAACCUCCUUACCCAAGACAUGAAGAAAAUAGUUUAUCUGAACAGAAAACAAAAGAAAAAUCAAUAGCAUGUAAAAAUUUAGCUGAGCAUUACGAAGCUAUUCCUCAAGUAUAUACACUUAAAUCAGAUUCACAUACGACUGACUUAGUAAUAGACUCAAGAAAUAAUUCAAGUGUGCCUCCUAGGAAAAGAUCUAAAAUAAUUUGGGAAUCUCUUUCAUCAGGAAAGUGUGAAUUCGAAACGCCAAAAAGAAGUAAUUCUGUUAUAAAAUUUGCAAAAGUAGAUAAUAUAUUUUGAUAAAUUGAUAAAUAUUUAUUUGCACUUCAAAAUAUUUAGUCAUUUAUUUAUAAGUUUGUUUUUCAUUUUAUAAAUUAAAAUGUCCUAAAAUUUAGUAUAAAAAUAUUUAAUUUUCAAUUGCUUUUUUCAAAAUAGUAAUAAUCUAUAAACUAUGGAAUUGAGUUAAAAUAACUUUGGCUUGAAAUAAUAAUUUUUAAUAAUUCCAUCAAUUAUCGAUAAAUCAUCAUUAUCAAUCAGUUUCUAUCAAAUGAUAGAUAUUACUGUUAUAA
Phymastichus coffea is the source of this 1994-nucleotide messenger RNA. It is a transcript of the gene Kr-h1, whose product is annotated as zinc finger protein 724-like. Gene Ontology annotation, biological process: regulation of transcription by RNA polymerase II. The transcript is spliced from 2 exons. Lineage: Eukaryota; Metazoa; Arthropoda; Insecta; Hymenoptera; Eulophidae. The coding region runs from base 298 to 1725 and encodes 475 amino acids. Gene Ontology annotation, molecular function: DNA-binding transcription factor activity; RNA polymerase II cis-regulatory region sequence-specific DNA binding. The record is from RefSeq and is a predicted model, not a curated record.